GCCGCGGGGCUGAGCGGCCUUCCCACGGCCCCGUGCCGCAGGGCGGGGCCACGAACGUCGCUUUCAGCGACGAGGUGUGAUUCUGCCGUGCUGCCGCGGUGCGGUCCGGCGGGCGGCGGUCGCGGCUGGGCUAUGGGGCGGUGAGGCGCCGUGGGUGCCCCGGACUGCGUCCGUCAUGGCGGUGGGCGGGGCCUUGUGAGCUCGGUGCGGCGCUGGGCUCUGAGGGAUGGCGGCGAUCGCGCUCGUUCUCCUGCUGUGCGGUGACUGCGGCCGCUCGGGGAGCUGUGUCCCACACCGCGGUGUUUUUGAUGUACUGCUAUGUAAUGCCGUCAGAGUACGAAGCAGAACAGCAUCCGUUUCCAGACAUCCCUGAAUCAGCGCAGAAAUCUAUGAGUUGGGAAGCAGGAAUGUUGCAGCCAUUCUGUACAGAACAGUUUUACUCAUCCCCUGCAACUGAUGCAGUUGUCCAACAGUUGCUUCCCACACCUGAGGCAGCCCCCCUUCCAGAAGCACCUGAUCCAAAAACGUGUUCUCCUCAAGCAUAUUUAGAGUACUACAUAUUUCCAGUACUCUUACCCGGAAUGACUGAACUUCUGCAUCAAGCAAAGAAGGAAAAGUGCUUUGAGAGAAAAAGGACCAAAUUUAUUGCCUGUGAUUUCCUAACGGAGUGGUUAUACAACCACAAUCCAAGGAGGAAAGAUGAGUCAUUCACAGAGUUCUUUUCUAUCCCUUUUGUUCACGACUGGCUAAAGAACCAUCCCAGGCAACCAUUGCCUCUGUCUUUCUUCCUAUCAGAAGAAGAAGCAAGCAUAAUAAUUCAGGCAUUCUGGAGAGGUUAUCGGGUCCGCUGUGAUAGGGAAGUACAGGAGCUGCGUCAGUGGCAAAAGCAGUUGAGAGAUGAAAAAAUCAUUUUUCAAAGAGUAGAAGAGUUCUGGGCUAGGCAGGAAGCCAAAGCUUCCAUCCAAAGCGGAGACCUUUGAAGUUGCUGCUAAAACACAUGGAGGGAAAUACCUUCCUGACCCAGCGCUGUCACACGAGUGCUCUUCUCCUUCAUCCCUGCUCUACAUCCAGCGGAAACAUCAAGACC
This is a messenger RNA of Lagopus muta (rock ptarmigan), 1087 nucleotides long. RefSeq names its product IQ motif containing K (gene IQCK). The transcript is spliced from 9 exons. Lineage: Eukaryota; Metazoa; Chordata; Aves; Galliformes; Phasianidae. The record is from RefSeq and is a predicted model, not a curated record. Gene Ontology annotation, molecular function: protein binding. Bases 309 to 980 code for a protein of 223 amino acids.